Schistocerca nitens (vagrant locust) is the source of this 2946-nucleotide messenger RNA. RefSeq lists its product as uncharacterized. NCBI's taxonomy places the organism in Eukaryota, Metazoa, Arthropoda, Insecta, Orthoptera, Acrididae. The coding region runs from base 3 to 539 and encodes 178 amino acids. Gene Ontology annotation, cellular component: extracellular region. Gene Ontology annotation, molecular function: chitin binding. The record is from RefSeq and is a predicted model, not a curated record. The transcript is spliced from 4 exons.
GCAUGCGGCCCGCGCUCCUACUCUUGGUCGUCGCAGCCGCCACCGCCGCCACCAUCCAGAAGCGCGGCGUGCUGGUGGGCGCGCCCGCGCAGGUGGUGCCGGUGGCCGGGUACGUGCUGAAGCAGCGCUCGAGCGAGCGGGAGCAGCAGCAGGACUUCAGCAAGAUCCCCGGCGUGCCCGGCGUCGACUACCCCAUCUACCACUCGGUGCCACCCACCAGCUUCCACUGCGGCAACGUCCCCUUCGCGCCGGGCAUGUACGCCAACGUCGAGACCGGCUGCCAGGCGUACCAUGUGUGCCACGACGGACGUGAAGGCGAGCAAGGGGCGGCGUUCCUCUGCACCAACGGCACGCUCUUCAACCAGAAGGAGUUCGCCUGUGACUGGUGGUACAACGUCGACUGCGCCUCCGCUCCUUCCUUCUACAGCCUGAACCUGGAUCCGCUGAAGAACCCAUACGUGCCAAAGCCUAAGGUGGAAGAAGUUCCAAUUGUCGCAGCCGCACCAGCACCACAUUUCAAGAUAGUGGUGCGCAAGUAGAAGAGUCACCAUGGACAUCAUACUUCUCUCACAGCCAUUUCAUUAUUAGUUUCACAUACAUAUUUCAUUCAGUAUUACUUUGAUAAAUGUACACUGCAAAAGGAUGAAAGUUUGACCAAAUGUAAUUAAAAUGGAAGUAGCGGUCUACAGAACUUCAUCCAAAUCCUUUCCAUAGUUUGAGCAGUGUCAUCCAUGAGAAACUUAAUUUGUGAAGAAUACUGUUAAACACAUGUAACUUUAUUAGUAUUAAUAGGACAAUACAUCCACUUUUUAACACCAAAAUAUGGAAACAUUUCCUAGCUAGCAUUUAGUGCUGACAAUAAUAACUGUUAAAAAUGUUAUACACUUCACAUAGAAAGCUAAUUUGAUGUAGCUUGUAAAGUGUGCAAGAGUUUCCAUAAUAUUAUGAUAUAUGAAGAAAGUUAGUGUAUUAACUUAAACAGCAGAGCAUAUUCAGAUACUUACACAUUAAUGUCUCCUGCAAAGCAUCAUGCAAUUUUUCCAAAUUCUGUUCUUCUAAAGUGUUUGUCUGCAAAUUCUUUCAUUUCAGUGCUUGUUGUACAUGCAGCUGUCGGGUUGUGCAAUAUUAGGUUAUAGGAAAAAAAUCUGAAAAUAGGCUAAAUGACAUGAAGCACUUAGUCAAUGUAAAACAGCCUCGAAGAAUUAUUACAUACUUGUACAUAUAUCUUCUUUCAAGUAUAUAUACCAUUUUUGUAAUUUAUUAACUAGUUUGAGGAGAAUCUGAAACAUUUAAUAAUAUUAUCCGUUGUCCAGUAGCUGUCUCAUGAAAGUAGGGAUAUUGAUUGAGAAUAAGUACUGAUUUGAAGAACUAACAAUCAUAUUAAUGCAAGUACUUCCAUGCUCAGAAGUCAUCAUCUUGUAAUUUUAGAUGUAUUACUUGCAGUUUAGUAAACAUGUAUGCUUAUAACAUGUACUUAAAGCUACUAUAAUGUAUGCUUUCUCCUCCUCAGAUUAGCUUCAUUCUGUAAAUAACAUUCAUUUCAUUUAAUAACUAUCAAAUACACAAGAACAGAAGUUCAUGUGAUACAAGGAGUAUAAGAGUUACUGGAUGACGUAUUGGAUUUUACACAAACUACAGAUUUUAAUUUGUGCUCACAUACAAUUAUUAACUAAUUGAUUUCUAUUUUUAAAAUAUUUCUGUAUUUGUUAUUUAGUUACUAAAAAUACUAACAAUCCCAUAGAGUCAUGAUUUAUAUGAAUUUUACACUAUUUUACUUUACUUUACAGGUAAAUAUGUCUCCAUGUCUACAUACUCACAAAAACAAUAGUUGUUAUUUAUUAAUUUGUACUAGAGACAAGAGUAAAGCUCAGUAGCUAAUCCACGAGUGUCAAAGAAUAGUAAUAUCAGUUCCAUUGUUUCCUUUCUGUAAUUAUACAGAGUAAUGAUGUACCAUAAUGAAUUUGUAUAUAUGCCAUUUUUUAUCCUAUGAAAUAACAAUUAUUGAAUACUAAGUACCUAGUGCCGUUAAUUGCAUAUAAUCCUCUACAUUAACAUGAGUGCUUUUUGCUUCAGUCACAUUGCUGCAACUGAUACUAAAUCAUUUUGCCUGUAUUAUGAAAGAAUGAACAACAUGCACAAAUACUGUUAAAACAAUGGACUCAUUUGUUUUGGGUGUAAAUUUUUUGUACUGCAUGCUCUAACAUUUAAUUUUCUAAUUUGAUACAACAUAGAAAUAGUUUUUUCAUGAUUGUAUAACUAUUUAGAUUGUGAUUUCUACUUACACUUAUAAACUACAAUGAUGUCAUUCAGACAGUGGUACACAUAUGAAAUUGAAUAGCUAUAAUUACUGACAACUGAUAUGACUUUAAUCAAAAAUUUUAACAAACAUUUUAUAUGAAUGAAACGAAUUUACAUGUAUUGUACAAAAACUUAUUAAUUUGUUUUUAGUGAUAUUUUCUCUGCUGACUUACAUCUCAAAUAAUCAUCAUUACAGUAACAAACAAAUUUAGUUCAUGUUUUUUUAAUAUUAAAACUGUGACUUCAUUGUUAUAAUAUAUUAAUGCAUAUAAAAUUUAGUUUUUAUAUGGUUUCUAGUGAAUGCAUAGCACUUUAGUAUGUAACCGAAUUUUAAUGAUUUUUUGAAGUAUUUCUGCUCAUUGCUGCAUCACUAUACACAUUGUUUUGGAUAAAUGUCAUCUAUAUCUUACACAAUAUUCUUUCUCUACUUUUUAAAUUCUUAUUAUAAACACUCUACUUCUGAAUCUGUAUAGCUGCUGCUUUUUGUUUCUGAAGUGUUCACUUUAAAUAUAAGGCAUUCUAGAUUAGAGCAUGUGUUGAACAGUAUUCUGUCUCAGAAACACUUCACGGUGUAGAAGCUGUAUGUCACCUACAAAAGUAAUGUACAGAAUUGUUGUAUGUGAAUAAAUCAUUCGUCUUGGAACCCUA